This is a messenger RNA of Pelobates fuscus (common spadefoot toad), 1640 nucleotides long. It is a transcript of the gene CKMT1A, whose product is annotated as creatine kinase, mitochondrial 1A. Gene Ontology annotation, molecular function: creatine kinase activity. The transcript has 9 exons. NCBI's taxonomy places the organism in Eukaryota, Metazoa, Chordata, Amphibia, Anura, Pelobatidae. Gene Ontology annotation, cellular component: mitochondrion. The record is from RefSeq and is a predicted model, not a curated record. Gene Ontology annotation, biological process: phosphocreatine biosynthetic process. Bases 164 to 1420 code for a protein of 418 amino acids.
UGCAGUAAUCUCGCCUGUUCUCUCCUUUCCAUUCACAUCACGUACUCUCCCCACAGCCAGCUCUCUCCUCUCAUACAGCCUCGUCCUACACUCUCUCACUCCCUUGCCCUUCUCGCUGUCUCCACAGACCCCUUGGAUCUCUCUGUCCCACCACUCUCCCGCAAUGGCCAGCACCUUCACUCGUGUCCUGACAGCCAGGAAAUCUGCCGGACUCCUGGCUAUGGUGGGAGCUGGAUCUGUGGCUGCUGGCUACCUAAUGACCAGAGACACCAUCAGUGCCGACACAGACAAAAGGAGAAGACUCUACCCACCCAGUGCAGAGUACCCUGACCUUCGGAAACACAACAACUGCAUGGCCAGCCAUCUCACUCCUGCGAUCUAUGCCAAACUUUGUGACAAGACCACCCCAACAGGAUUUACCAUUGAUGAGUGCAUCCAGACUGGAGUAGACAAUCCAGGCCAUCCAUUUAUCAAAACCGUAGGCAUGGUAGCAGGAGAUGAGGAAUGCUAUGAGGUAUUUGGAGAUCUUUUUGAUCCAGUUAUAAAGGAGAGGCACAAUGGCUACGAUCCAAGGGCCAUGAAACACCCAACUGACUUGGAUGCUAGUAAGAUCAAAGCAGGUAACUUUGAUGAGCGCUAUGUGCUGUCCUCUCGUGUUCGGACUGGAAGAAGCAUUCGCGGAUUGAGCCUCCCCCCAGCUUGCACCCGAGCAGAGAGAAGAGAAGUUGAAAAGGUGGCGGCGGAAGCCUUAAAUGGACUCAAAGGAGACCUAACUGGGCAGUAUUACAGAUUGAGCGACAUGACUGAUAAACAACAGCAGCAGUUGAUUGAUGAUCACUUUCUCUUUGACAAACCUGUGUCUCCACUGCUGACUGCUUCAGGAAUGGCUCGAGACUGGCCUGAUGCCCGUGGAAUAUGGCACAACAAUGAGAAAACCUUCCUUAUCUGGAUCAAUGAGGAGGAUCACACAAGAAUCAUCUCCAUGGAAAAAGGAGGCAACAUGAAGAGAGUGUUUGAGCGAUUCUGUCGUGGCCUGAAAGAGGUUGAAAGAUUAAUCCAGGAGAAAGGCUGGGAGUUUAUGUGGAAUGAGCGGCUGGGAUAUAUCCUUACUUGUCCAUCUAACCUUGGCACUGGUCUAAGAGCUGGAGUUCACAUUAAACUACCUCUGUUAAGCAAGGAUGCACGUUUCUCUAAAAUUCUGGAAAACCUCCGUCUGCAGAAGAGAGGAACAGGAGGAGUAGACACUGCAGCUGUUGGCAGUACGUUCGACAUUUCAAACUUGGACCGUUUGGGAAAAUCUGAGGUGGAGCUUGUGCAGCUGGUCAUCGAUGGAGUGAACUACCUUGUUGACUGCGAGAAAAGACUGGAGAAAGGACAAGAUAUCCGCAUUCCUUCACCAGUGGCUCAGUUCAAGCACUAACUUAAAGCCAUAUACCUCACACAUGGAGCAUCCAGGACCCCUAUUCACUAUGAUGAUAAUGGAUUUAAUAAUAUUAUUCUUUCAGUAUUGGGUUACUUAUUAUCCUAGUGAAUAAGGGGGGAAACAUUGCAAUAGAAGAUUAAACAUAUCUAAUUGUGAGCAUUGAUAAAUAUCAUCAAAAUAUUGCCACCGGUUCAAUAAAUGUCACUGCUGUCCUACA